AUGGAGGAAGAAGAAUUUGAAUUUGCUGAGGAUUUGGAGGCUAUUUUGCAUCACCCAGAGGUGCAACUAGCUAUUGAACAGGUUUUCCCCAGCCAAGACCCGCUGGACAGAGCAGACUUUAAUGCUGUGGAGUACAUCAACACACUGUUCCCCACCGAGCAGUCUUUGGCAAAUAUCGAUGAUGUGGUAAACAAGAUUCGUCUGAAGAUCCGGCGCCUGGAUGACAACAUCAGGACGGUAGUCAGAGGCCAGACCAAUGUGGGCCAGGAUGGCAGACAGGCUUUGGAAGAGGCCCAGAUAGCCAUCCAGCAGCUCUUUGGCAAAAUCAAAGACAUCAAGGACAAGGCAGAGAAGUCUGAACAAAUGGUCAAGGAGAUUACCAGGGACAUUAAGCAGCUGGAUCAUGCCAAGCGCCAUCUAACUACAUCAAUCACUACCCUCAACCACCUGCAUAUGUUGGCAGGGGGUGUCGACUCUUUAGAAGCCAUGACCAGAAAAAGGCAGUAUGGUGAGGUUGCCAACCUAUUGCAGGGAGUGGUCAAUGUGCUUGAGCAUUUCCACAAGUACAUGGGUAUUCCCCAGAUAAGACAACUUUCAGAAAGGGUAAAGGCAGCACAGAGUGAGUUGGGGACUCAAAUCCUGGCAGAUUUUGAAGAAGCCUUCCCCUCUCAAGGCUCCAAGAGACCAGGUGGUCCCAGUAACGUGCUGAGAGAUGCCUGCCUAGUGGCCAAUGUGCUGGAUCCACGCAUCAAACAGGAGAUCAUCAAAAAGUUCAUCAGGCAGCACCUCUCAGAGUACUUGGUCUUAUUCCAGGAAAACCAAGAUGUUGCAUGGCUAGACAAGAUAGACCGCCGCUACGCCUGGAUCAAACGGCAGCUGGUGGACUAUGAGGAGAAGUACGGACGCAUGUUUCCUGAGGAGUGGUGCAUGACAGAGCGUAUUGCUGUGGAGUUCUGCCACAUCACCAGGGUGGAGCUUGCCAAAGUAAUGCGAACACGGGCUAAGGAGAUUGAGGUCAAGCUGCUUCUGUUUGCUAUUCAGAGGACAACAAACUUCGAGGGUCUUCUGGCCAAACGCUUUACAGGAUGCACCUUGACUGACACACCCGGACAGAAAAGGCCAGAGAGCCCUCUAGAUCCCACUAACCCUUUCCUGGAGGAUGAGGCAGGUGAGGAUAUGGGCACAGAGAAGGACGAUGAUCUGGCAAAGCCCAGGAAGCCAAAAGCUCCGGACAACCCUUUCCAUGGCAUUGUCUCCAAGUGCUUUGAACCUCAUCUAUAUGUCUACAUAGAAUCCCAAGACAAGAACCUGGGCGAACUGAUUGACCGGUUUGUGGCUGACUUCCGAGCACAAGGCCCACCCAAGGCGGGCACUGAGGAGGGUGGAGCGGUGUUGCCCAGCUGUGCUGACCUCUUUGUCUAUUACAAGAAGUGCAUGGUGCAGUGCUCCCAACUGAGUACUGGCGAACCAAUGAUUGCCCUCACGACCAUCUUCCAGAAAUUCCUGAGAGAGUAUGCUUGGAAGAUCCUCUCUGGCAACCUGCCUAAAUCCAGCAGUAACAGUGGGGGCCUUACCAUCAGCAGUUUGUUAAAGGAGAAAGAAGGCUCAGAAGCUGCUAAGUUCACCAUGGAUGAGCUCUGCCUGAUCUGUAGCAUCCUUAGCACGGCAGAGUACUGCCUGGCUACCACACAACAGUUGGAAGAGAAACUUAAGGAAAAGGUGGAUAAAGUCCUGGUGGAGAGAAUUAAUUUGACUGGUGAGAUGGAUACGUUCAGCACUGUGAUUUCAAACAGUAUCCAGCUACUUGUCCAAGAUCUUGAUGCUGCCUGUGACCCUGCCCUCACUGCUAUGAGCAAGAUGCCGUGGCAGAGCGUUGAGCAUGUGGGUGACCAGAGUCCUUAUGUGACAUCAAUCAUCAUGCACAUUAAGCAAAAUGUGCCUAUCAUUAGAGACAAUCUGGCUUCCACGCGCAAAUACUUCACACAAUUCUGCAUCAAGUUCACAAAUUCUUUCAUUCCCAAAUUUAUCAACCACCUGUUCAGAUGUAAGCCUAUCAGCAUGGUGGGAGCUGAACAACUCCUCCUUGACACUCACUCCCUGAAGACAGUCUUGCUGGAUCUGCCCUCCAUAGGCUCCCAGGUGCUCCGCAAGGCACCUGCAAGCUACACCAAGAUUGUGGUGAAAGGCAUGACCCGUGCAGAGAUGAUUCUAAAGGUGGUGAUGGCCCCACAUGAACCACCAGUGGUGUUUGUUGACAACUACAUCAAGCUCUUGGCUGAUGGAAAUCCUGAAACCUUCCAGAAGAUUCUGGACAUGAAGGGCCUGAAGCGCAGUGAACAGAGCAGCAUGCUGGAGCUCUUCAGACAGAGGCUACCCACUCCACCCUCGGGAGCAGAUGGCGGCCCUUCUCUCUUCAGCACCCCAACCCCUGAGCAGGAGUCCUCCCGCAUCCGCAAACUAGAAAAACUCAUCAAGAAAAGACUUUAAAAAAGAAAAACACUAAAAUCUUGAAAAUUUAAAUGGCUGCCAGCCAGGAUGGUCAUAUCUAUCUCUCGCAGUAAUUCAUCUCAAAGACUUUGUUAUGCUCCAUUCCAUUAUCAUGGAGAAAGAGCAAAAAAGUGACUGAAUUUUCCGACUGACAGUGAUAUGAACCCAAGGUGAUGCUGGAAUAUGAAGAAACUUCCUCAGAUGCUACUUGCUCUUGUUACAUAUGUUCUUUCCUUCUGUAAUUUCCCACCUUGCUUUUCAUGUAACCAAUGUCUGCGCUUUGUAACAUAAGUACAUUAUUGCAGAGCGUGUAUGCACUCAGAGGAACGUUUGUGGUGCUGUCCGGGACACGUCUAAUACAAAUUAAUUACAGGCA
Messenger RNA from Plectropomus leopardus (leopard coralgrouper), 2863 nucleotides. It is a transcript of the gene vps53, whose product is annotated as VPS53 subunit of GARP complex. NCBI's taxonomy places the organism in Eukaryota, Metazoa, Chordata, Actinopteri, Perciformes, Serranidae. The record is from RefSeq and is a predicted model, not a curated record. Gene Ontology annotation, biological process: retrograde transport, endosome to Golgi. Gene Ontology annotation, cellular component: GARP complex.